AUGAGCAUCUCCGUCCCGGAGGGGCUGACGGAGCUGCUGCAAGGCUUCACCGUGGAGGUGCUGCGGAGCCAGCCGGGGGACCUGCUGGAAUUCGCCCUCCAGUACUUCGGGCGCCUCAAGGCGGACGCGGCGGCGGCUGUUGCUGCGGCCGGACAAGGGGUGGGUGAAGGAGCCGAAGAAGGAGAAGAGCCGGGCGAGGAGGGAAGCCGCGGAGGCGGCCCCCGUCGCGGGCCUUUCAAUGCUCCGUCGCCCGGCCCCGGGAGGGGCAGUCGCCUGCAGCUCAGCAGGGCCCUUUCCGAGAGCAGAGGGGUCAACUUCGCCGAAGAGCCCAUGCAGACCGAUUCCGAGAGCGGCGAAGGGGACGACGACGAGGAGGCGGAAGAAUUCACGGCUCCAGUGAUAAACCGGUUCACUAGACGGGCAUCAGUGUGUGCAGAAGCUUAUAAUCCUGAUGAAGAAGAGGAUGACACUGAAUCAAGGGUUAUUUACCCCAAAACAGAUGAUCAAAGAAACAGACUACAAGAAGCUUGCAAAGAUAUUCUUCUGUUUAAAAACCUAGAUCCGGAACAGAUGUCUCAGGUACUAGAUGCCAUGUUUGAAAAGCUGGUUGAAGGAGGGGAGCAUGUCAUCGAUCAAGGUGAUGAUGGUGACAACUUCUACGUAAUUGAUCAAGGGACCUAUGAUAUCUAUGUCAAAUGUGAUGGUGUUGGAAGGUGUGUUGGAGCCUAUGACAACCGUGGGAGCUUUGGUGAAUUGGCUUUAAUGUACAAUACACCCAGAGCAGCUACAAUUAUUGCUACCUCUCCUGGUUCUGUGUGGGGUUUGGACAGACUAACAUUUCGAAGAAUCAUUGUAAAAAAUAAUGCCAAAAAGAGAAGAAUGUAUGAAAAUUUUAUUGAGUCAUUGCCCUUCCUUAAGUCUUUAGAACUUUCUGAACGGUUGAAAGUGGUGGAUGUGAUAGGCACGAAAAUAUACAAAGAAGGAGAACAAAUCAUUGCUCAGGGAGACAUGGCUGACUGUUUCUUCAUUGUUGAAUCUGGAGAAGUGAAAAUUACAAUGAAAAGAAAGGAUAAACAGGAUCUUGAUGAAAAUGAAGCAGUUGAAAUUGCCCGGUACACAAGAGGGCAGUAUUUUGGUGAACUUGCUCUUGUGACUAACAAACCUCGAGCCGCCUCGGCGUUUGCUCUCGGCACAGUCAAGUGCUUAGUUAUGGAUGUACAGGCGUUUGAAAGGCUUUUGGGACCUUGUAUGGAAAUUAUGAAAAGGAACAUUGCGAACUAUGAAGAACAGCUAGUUGCUUUGUUUGGAACAAACAUGGACAUUUCUGAUCCCAGUGCAUGAAGUAAAGUAUGAAAC
This is a messenger RNA of Elgaria multicarinata webbii, 1356 nucleotides long. RefSeq names its product protein kinase cAMP-dependent type II regulatory subunit beta (gene PRKAR2B). NCBI's taxonomy places the organism in Eukaryota, Metazoa, Chordata, Lepidosauria, Squamata, Anguidae. Gene Ontology annotation, biological process: negative regulation of cAMP-dependent protein kinase activity. The record is from RefSeq and is a predicted model, not a curated record. Bases 1 to 1341 code for a protein of 446 amino acids. The transcript is spliced from 11 exons. Gene Ontology annotation, molecular function: cAMP binding; cAMP-dependent protein kinase inhibitor activity; protein kinase A catalytic subunit binding. Gene Ontology annotation, cellular component: cAMP-dependent protein kinase complex.